GUCGAAACAGAAAAAAAAAAAUUGAAGUGUUUUUCAAUGCAGUCAUUCCCUUUGAGUGGUUAGAGUUUUAUGACACUUAAACAACGAGCCACUCAAAGAGGGAAGAUGAAAUCAAUAGGGUCAUGGAUCAUAACCUAUCACAGAUCAGUGUCAAAAACAUCGACGUCAUUUGGUGAAAACCAAUGGCUGCGCUUUUCUGCUGGGUGGUUUUUUUGUUGUUGUUUAUUGUUUGGGCCCAAUUUCCCGAAGUGACUUUAUUGUUGGAGGGGGAAAAACUGUCCAAUUAUCGUGCAUUAACAUGACAACCGUAUUGGAAAGUGCUGAAUUUAUUGCCAAGCACAGUGAACAUGUUCACAUUCCGUUAGAGAAUAUUGACAGUGCAGCUGAAAAGAUUUUGGAAAGCAUGAAAACCCGGGUCUACAGCACUAAAACUUGGAACGAACAUGUACUCCAUCCCAAAAUUGCCAACAAAGAUACGGUUGAUUGGAUUUUCUUAAUUGAUCUGUUAAACUUCUCAUUUUGGAGCGACUUGGACGUGGCCGAUCAAUCCACUCCGCAUCCGGAUCGGUACGCAGUUCAGUACAAUGACCGACGUUACACUGGUUAUUGGUCACUUUGUGCUGCGAUCAAUCGAGCUUUGGACAAAGGAAUUCCAGUGACUCAACCGGCUUGGUAUCGGGAUGCUUCCGAUGAGGAUCUCAAGGCUGUAUUCGAAUCUGAUACCAAGGAAACCAUUCCAUUACCCCAGGAACGCAUCCGGUUAAUGCGAGAAGCAGGUCAUGUUUUAUGUGAGAGAUUUAGUGGAUCAUUUGUGAACUGUAUUGAACAAGCGCAAGGCUCAGCACAAACGCUAUUAGCGAUAAUUCUUGAUCAUUUUCCCUCUUUUCGGGAUAUCCAUGAAUUCCACGGCCGAAAAGUCUAUAUUUUGAAGCGUGCCCAAAUUCUGAUUGCGGACUUAUGGGCCUGCUUCGAUGGACAAAGUUACGGCUAUUUUAACGACAUUGAUACCAUUACCAUUUUUGCCGACUAUCGUGUACCACAGGCACUGUAUCAUUUAGGCGUUUUACGGUAUUCAUCGGAUCUGCUGGCCAAGCUCGAGAAGUAUGAACGGCUACCAAGCGGUUCGCCCGAUGAGGUGGAGAUCCGCGGCAAUUCUAUUUGGUCAGUGGAACUGAUCCGUCGGCGUAUCAAGGAAUUGCACCCCCACACCCAUAUCAAUGCGAUCUUGCUGGAUUUCUAUAUUUGGGAUCACGCAAAGGAGAUACAGGACGAUAUGAUCGUCCCAACUCAUCGCACGCGCUCUCAUUUUUAUUAGACUGCAUCUAUUAACUUUAGAACUUGCAAACCAUGACCAACUUCAACAUCUGGUUUUCAAAGUCCCCAUGAAAAAACCCAAAUCACAGCUUGUAUUAAAGCGUUACACAAUGCAUAUCAUUGAUUGACACGAGUUCAACGCUUACGCGGCAUGUGUCUAGCGUUCUGCAAACGAAUAUAAACAUUUUUUUUUACUUUGAUGAAAC
Messenger RNA from Radiomyces spectabilis, 1520 nucleotides. RefSeq lists its product as uncharacterized. Lineage: Eukaryota; Fungi; Mucoromycota; Mucoromycetes; Mucorales; Radiomycetaceae. The transcript is spliced from 10 exons. The record is from RefSeq and is a predicted model, not a curated record. Bases 299 to 1315 code for a protein of 338 amino acids.